This is a messenger RNA of Dermatophagoides farinae (American house dust mite), 2324 nucleotides long. It is a transcript of the gene RagC-D, whose product is annotated as Ras-related GTP binding C/D. The record is from RefSeq and is a predicted model, not a curated record. Gene Ontology annotation, cellular component: nucleus; Gtr1-Gtr2 GTPase complex; lysosome. Gene Ontology annotation, molecular function: GTPase activity; GTP binding. Lineage: Eukaryota; Metazoa; Arthropoda; Arachnida; Sarcoptiformes; Pyroglyphidae. Gene Ontology annotation, biological process: cellular response to starvation; positive regulation of TORC1 signaling; negative regulation of autophagy.
CCAUUUGCUGUAUUCAAUUGUAUAUAUUUAUAGAUGAUGUGUGUGUCUAUCUCUUUUGCUUAUGUGUGGAGUUUUUUUUUCUGCAUGCAGUGAGGCAGUCACAUGAUAUGAUCAUUCAUGACUCAUAUGACGAUAGAAAAGCAAAGCCAAACGAAGCAAUUGAGCCAUGAUGAUGAUAUGUGUUCAUCAGCAUCAUCAUCAUCAUCAUAGAUCUAGCGACAUAGGACAUUCGAAUUAAAUCGAAUUCUAAAAGUUCCAGUCAGUUUUGUUUCACAAACCAAGAGUGUAACUAUAGUUGUUGCAGUCCAGGCAAUUAUGCUUUUUUUUUGUUCAACUUUAUCAUCACAAUAAUAAUUUUUAUUAAACAAUAAUCUUCCUGUUGCCUUGAUUUUAAUUAUGUUUUUUUAUACGAAAUAAUUUAUUUAUUUAGAUGGUAAUUUCCUCUUCUCCAAAAUAAAUCAUCUUGUUUCCGAAUUUGAUUCGACCUUUUGAUUGUUAUCAACAAAAUAUAAUAAACAAAUCAAAAUCAAAAAAUCAUCUGUGUUAAUAUCACCACCACCCACCAAUAACAAUUGAGUAAUUCAUCUCAAAUCUUAUUUAUUCAUUCAAAAAUGGAUUCAUAUAGAGAAGAAAGCUAUAUGGUUCCAGAAUCAUUCCCAAAAUCGUACAAUUAUCCGAACGAAGAGGAGAAUGAUCAUCACUCUCAUAUUCAUCAUAUUCCCCAUCAUUCACAUAAUGAAAUGGAUGUUAUGCGUCAUAUUACCGAUGAUAUCAAGCCGAAAAUCAUGAUCAUGGGCCCAAAGAGAAGCGGAAAAUCUUCCAUACAGAAGGUGGUUUUCCAUAAAAUGUCACCAAACGAGACGCUAUUCCUAGAGAGUACAAACAAGAUCGUAAAAGAUGAUAUAACAAACAAUUCAUUUAUUUCAUUCUCUAUCUGGGACUUUCCUGGCCAACUUGAUGAUCGUGAACUUGAAUUUGAUAAUAACUCUAGUUGUGGUGCUCUUGUAUUUGUCAUCGAUUCACAAGACGAUUAUGGUGAAGCGCUCGUUCAUCUGAAUCAGAUUGUCCGAAAAGCCCAUCACGUUAAUCCUAACAUCAAUUUUGAAGUGUUUAUACACAAAGUGGAUGGUCUAUCCGACGAUCAUAAAAUUGAAGCUCGUCAAGAAAUUCAUCAACGUGCCAAUGAAGAUUUACUCGAAAGUGGUGAAGACAUUUCGCUUAGUUUUUAUCUAACAUCUAUUUAUGACCAUUCGAUAUUCGAAGCUUUCUCGAAAGUUGUACAAAAGUUGAUACCUCAAAUGCCUAUACUCGAAAAUUUGCUAAAUGUUUUUAUCUCGAAUUCCGGCAUCGAGAAAGCGUUCCUCUUUGAUGUAGUGUCCAAAAUAUUUAUUGCAACCGAUUCAUCUCCUGUCGAUAUGCAAUCAUAUGAACUUUGUUGUGAUAUGAUCGAUGUUGUAAUCGACAUUUCUUGUAUUUAUGGAAUAAACGAAGAUGGUGAAGGCAGUACAUUCGAUCAAUGUUCGUCUUCUUCAAUCCGGUUAAAUUCUGGUACUGUACUUUAUUUGCGUGAGGUUAACAAAUUUUUAGCCUUGGUUUGCAUCCUACGUGAAGAAAAUUUCACUAAACAAGGAUUGAUCGAUUAUAAUUUUCAAUGUUUUCGACAAUCAAUUCAAGAUGUCUUUUUUUAUCGUAUUAACGAAUCUCGAAUGUCUCAUAACAAUAACAAUAGUGUUAUAGAAACACCAUACGGGUCAUCUAACGCUCAAGGUAUCGAUCAUGAUCAUCACCAUCAUCACCAAUUGAUGAUAAAUAAUAAUCUCGAACCAGAUUUGGAUAGUUUGGAGAAUGAAAUGCUUGGUGACAAACGAACAUCGACUCCAAUCAAUCGAUUAACGCCCAGUACAUCACCAGCAACAACAGCCACGCACUUUAAACCAAGCAACACUAAUCAUCAUCAUCAUCAUCCAGGCCGAAAGAUGGCCAUCCUACCUUCGACUACAAUUCCAUCUUCAUUGCCCAAUCACCAGACUAGUAUCAAUAAUCUGGUAACGACCACAACAACAAUGAACAUGGCAAGUAAAUCUAAUACAAACAAAAUGCAACAUUCACCCAAUGUUUUUACUAAUUACACAACGAAUGGUCCUUUGGAACGACGUUUUGUUUGAAUGAUGAUAUUCGAUUUACGUUUGGUAUCCUUCGAGAGCUUAUGCUAAAUGUUUAUGUUCAAAGUCCACAAACAUAAGCAUCUUGUUUUUCAAAUUUUUUCAAAUUUAUCAUUGUUUUUUAUAUAUGGCAAGAUGUGAAAAUGAAUUACAUCCACCCCC